Messenger RNA from Musa acuminata AAA Group (dessert banana), 1347 nucleotides. RefSeq lists its product as uncharacterized. Gene Ontology annotation, cellular component: mitochondrion. The coding region runs from base 676 to 1347 and encodes 223 amino acids. NCBI's taxonomy places the organism in Eukaryota, Viridiplantae, Streptophyta, Magnoliopsida, Zingiberales, Musaceae. The record is from RefSeq and is a predicted model, not a curated record. The transcript has 6 exons.
AUAAGCAAAAGUGCUCAAACCAUCUUUGACUAUUAAGGACUGAAAAUUAAUUCCAUGUGUUUGAGUUGAAACAUCUGUUAUUGUGCUAAUAAACAUAAUAUGCUUUGUUCUUUUGUUUCAUCACGUAUGGAAGCUUCUGAUUUCUCUCAUCCUAUUUGAGCUUGCUUUCCUAUUUACAUGUUUAUUCUCUUUUAUGCAUACUCCUCAAAUAAUGACAUUUACAAUAUAAUCAAAACACACUCAAUUGCAUAGAAUCUCCAAACUUGAUUCCAGAGAAGACACUAGGUUUAGUGGACACCAAACUCCUUAGGAAUGAUGAGGAUUAAAUAAUCUGAUUCAAAUAGGUCCAAUUCUAACCCUACAUACUAUGAUCUACAUGUACCUGACAAAAUGAAAGCAAAUGAGAAACUUAAAAGGCUUCAGCGAAGAAAAGAAAAUUGAUUACUUUGGUAAAUCAAGAAGUUCGUUAGCAUCCAUGGGAACGGUCUUCGUCAUCAUAGCAACCGCCCAAUCGCCCAAGGGGGCCAAGAAGCCAAAUAAAACCCUUCUCUUCGCGGCCUAAGCAACAGGAAGAAGAAAGGUUGUCGAUAGCGAACGCGACAAUAUAUUUCCUUUUUUCGUUUUCAUCCCCCUCGAUCUCGAAUCGGACGGACGAGUUCUCACUUCGCGAUCCAGAUGUCUGCGGCGGCUAUCGCCUGCAGUAGAGGCGCCGCCACGUUCGGGUUUCGUUGCUGGUCGCUGAUGCGGCUGCCGGCGGCGCAAGUCGGGUACCCUCGGUCCAAUUUAUCGCUGCUGCAGCGCUUCACUUCGGACGAGAGCAACGGGAGUAGGGCUUGCCUUAUCGACACGCUCGCUCUGGUCAAGAAGUUGGAGAAGGAAGGGGUCCCGUCGAAGCAAGCGGAGGCCAUAACGAAGGUUUUGAACGAGAUCGCCCACUCCCUUGGGUCCAAGCCCGAGAUACAGAGGGAUCAACACUAUCCAAUGCUGCAACGAGAGACUGAAGAAAAUCUUCGAGUUGAUAUCGUGAAAAUGCGUAGUGAACUUAGAUAUGAAAUCGACAAGGUUAUUGCUGGGCAGCGCUUGGAUCUAAUCCUCGAGAGACGGCGCAUACGUCACAAGUUACGUGACAAGUUAGCCAAACAAAGUGCAGAAACCACAGAACUUAUUACCAAAAUCGAGAGGGAAAUCCUUGCAUUAAGGGCACAGCUAGACGCAGCAAAAUAUGAUGCCACAAAGUUUUGCAUCGCUACGGUUGUUUCUAUAUGUGCUGUUGCUUGUCAGAUUGCGGCUCUCACGUUCAGUCCCUCGCGUGUAGAAGCGGCUGAGGAGAUCCCCAAGGACAAAUGA